AUGGCCCCCUCCGCCUCCUCCUCCUCCUCCUCCCCAACCAGCCUCUCCCGCGCCGAAACCCUCAGCCUGGCCUCCCUCUCCGCCGCCUCGCUCGCCAUCCUCGCAAACACCCUCCACGGCGACGGCGAGCCCCUCGUCGCCUCCCUCGCGCUCUCCCUCGUCGCCUUCUCGCUAUGCUACGCCAUGAUCCGCUGGCUGGGCCCGACCUUCAUCAAGGCCGGCUUCCGCGGGCGCGACCUCGGCAAGGUCAACGGCGCGGAGCUGCCCGAGUGCAUGGGCGCCGUGUGCGCCGCCGUCUACCUCAUCGCCGUGAUCGUCUUCAUCCCGUUUCCCUUCUACAAGGACAUUGUGGCGGCGACGAGCGGAGGCGGCAACCGUGAUGUGGUGGUUGAGAUGGAGCGGCAUGCGAAUCAGGGGGGCCGUUUCCUGCAUCGCUUUCCGCACAACAAGCUCGCCUCCUACCUCGGCGCCAUCAUCUCCCUGCAGACCAUCGCCCUGCUCGGCAUUGGCGACGACCUCUUCGACAUCCGCUGGCGCCACAAGUGGUGGAUCCCCGGCAUCGCCUCCAUCCCGCUGCUCGUCGUCUACUUUGUCGACUUCGACGUCACCUCCAUCGUCAUCCCGCUGCCGCUCCAACCCUUGCUCGGCGAGCUCUUCGACCUCGGGCCCCUCUACUACGCCUACAUGGCCUGCGUCGCCAUGUUCUGCCCGCAGAGCAUCAACAUGCUCGCCGGCAUCAACGGCAUCGAGGUCUCCCAGUGCCUCGUCGUCUCCCUGCUCAUCGCCUUCAACGACUGCCUCUACCUCUUCACGCCCUACCCGCACCCGGCCACCGACUCCCACCUCUUCUCCCUCUACCUGCUCCUCCCCUGGGUCGGCGUCUCCUGCGCCCUCCUCGCCCACAACUGGUACCCCGCCCGCGUCUUCGUCGGCGACACCUACUGCUACUUCUCCGGCAUGGUCUUCGCCGUCGUCGGCAUCCUCGGCCACUUCUCCAAGACGCUCGGCCUCCUCCUCGUGCCCCAGCUCUUCAACUUCCUCUACUCCACACCACAAAUCUUCGGCCUCGUCCCCUGCCCGCGCCACCGCCUGCCCAGGCUCAACGCCCGCACCGGCCUCCUCGAGCCCUCCGUCGUCCCCUGGACCCCCGACCGCCAGCCGCACCCGCUCGUCGCCCGCGCCCUGCUCCUCCUCCACCGCAUGCGCCUCCUCCGCGCAACCACCACGGUCGACAGCGAGACAGGCGCCACCAUCUUCGUCGAGACCACCAACCUCACCCUGCUCAACCUCUGGCUCGUCUGGCGGGGCCCCCUCAAGGAGAACCGCCUCGCGUGGGAGGUGACCCUGCUGCAGCUCGGCGUCGGCCUCUUUGGCCUCUUUGUCAGGCACAAGCUCGCCCUGCUCGUCUUUAAGGAGGACAAUUGGGGCAGCACGGGGCAGCAUUGA
This is a messenger RNA of Trichoderma citrinoviride, 1446 nucleotides long. RefSeq lists its product as hypothetical. Bases 1 to 1446 code for a protein of 481 amino acids. Gene Ontology annotation, molecular function: UDP-N-acetylglucosamine-dolichyl-phosphate N-acetylglucosaminephosphotransferase activity. The record is from RefSeq and is a predicted model, not a curated record. NCBI's taxonomy places the organism in Eukaryota, Fungi, Ascomycota, Sordariomycetes, Hypocreales, Hypocreaceae. The transcript has 2 exons. Gene Ontology annotation, cellular component: membrane. Gene Ontology annotation, biological process: protein N-linked glycosylation; dolichol-linked oligosaccharide biosynthetic process.